AACAAACAAAAUGCGAAUAUUUAAGACUUGUUAAAUCAACUUUUUGGUUAUCUGCAGUUAACAUUGCCGCUGUUAGCAUACGCGCGCACUGUUACCAUUUCCCAUGCUGAAAAUUUAAAUCCCAAACAGCUGUUUGGUGAUGUUGACGCAUUGUUUUUUUUGUUUGCACGCUCUAACGAAAUUGUAGUUUUAACUGAAAUUCAGAAUGGAGGUGGAAUUUAGCAAGGAGAACUUUCUGCUGCCCGAAACCAAAUAUGAAUACUUGGACCACACGGCGGAUGUGCAGUUACAUGGCUGGGGCACAACGCUGAAAGAGGCGUUUGAACAAUGCGGCGUGGCCAUGUUUGGCUAUAUGACAGAGCUGGAUUAUGUUUCCGUGGAAUCGUGCUACGAAAUCGAAGCCAAGGGCGAUGACAUCGAAGGACUAUUGUUUCAUUUUCUUGACGAACUCUUGUUCCUGUUUAGCUGCGAACCAUUUUUGGUGUGCAAGAAACUGGAAAUCACAAAAUUCGAUGUUGAAAACUUUGAGAUCGUCUGUCGCUGCUAUGGCGAACCCUUCGAACUCGGCAAACAUCCUCAGGGCACCGAGGUGAAGGCAAUCACAUAUUCGGCAAUGCAAGUUGUCCAGGAUGUGGAGCGCAGCAACUUCGAAGUGUUUGUGAUAAUUGAUAUUUGAGUGGAAGGUAUUAAAGUGAAUUUGACAUUGUUGUUGUUAGCU
Messenger RNA from Drosophila nasuta, 718 nucleotides. RefSeq names its product protein archease (gene Archease). Gene Ontology annotation, biological process: tRNA splicing, via endonucleolytic cleavage and ligation. Gene Ontology annotation, cellular component: tRNA-splicing ligase complex. The record is from RefSeq and is a predicted model, not a curated record. The transcript has 3 exons. Bases 206 to 676 code for a protein of 156 amino acids. NCBI's taxonomy places the organism in Eukaryota, Metazoa, Arthropoda, Insecta, Diptera, Drosophilidae.